CGUAGAAUCGUCAACCUCUUUGAAAAAAUAUGGUACAGACAGUCGACCAACGAGCAGUGAACACAGUCCGUGUACUUGCAGCCGAUAUGACCCGCGCUGCUAACUCUGGCCAUCCUGGAGGACCCAUGGGUGGAGCACUAAUGGGCCAUGUACUCUUCAGCAAAUUCCUGAACGUCAGCCCUCGGAACACCAAGUUCAUAAACCGCGAUCGUUUCGUGUUAUCGAACGGUCAUUGCAGUGCCCUGCAAUACAUUCUAUUGCAUCUCCUGGGUUAUGAUUUGUCAAUGCAAGACUUGAAAAAUUUUCGACAGCUCGGUAGCAAGACACCUGGGCACCCUGAAGCUACAGAGACACCAGGUCUUGAGGUGACAACGGGUCCGCUUGGUCAAGGUAUCUCGAACGCUGUGGGACUCGCAGCAGCGCAGGCACACUUGGAAGCUGUAUACAAUAGACCAGAUUACGAGAUAUUCAACAACUAUACCUAUGUCAUUCUUGGUGAUGGAUGUCUAAUGGAAGGUGUUGCGUUGGAAGCUGUUUCAUUGGCAGGUCAUUGGAAGCUGGGCAAACUGAUCUGCUUGUAUGACGCCAAUAACAUUACGAUUGAUGGCGAACUCAAGGUCCAAUUCAGCGAGGAUGCCAUGUUGCGAUUAGAAGCUUGUGGAUGGCAUAUCUUGGUGGUAGAGGAUGGAAAUAACGAUCUAGAGGCUGUUGAAAAAGCAAUCGAAGAAGCGAAGGCUGUGAAGGAUAAGCCAACCAUGAUCAAAAUCAAGACAACUAUCGGCUUUGGAUCCCUCAUACAAAACGAGCCCAAAGUGCACGGAGCUCCUCUUUCAGUCGACGAUAUCAAGCAGCUGAAGGAGAAAUUCGGAUUCAAUCCCGACGAAACCUUUGUUGUUCCUCAAGAGGUGCGCGACUUGUACGAUGCUAGAUUAAAACAGCUUGAGGAACAGGAAAAAUCGUGGAACGCAUUGUUCGACAGCUAUAGCAAAAGAUUCCCCACAGAGGCCGCAGAAAUCCAACGACGUUUCAGCGGUGCCAUGCCAGAAGGAUGGCAUGAGGUGCUACCGACAUUUUCGCCCAAUGAUCCGGCCAUGCCAACCCGCAAAGCAUCCGAAAUUGUCCUCAAUGCAUUGUCCGACGUUAUUCCUGAUAUCAUGUGUGGUUCUGCCGAUGUCACUCCGUCAAAUUUGACACGUUGGAAGACAGCUACCACCUUUCAGCAUCCCUCAACCGAACUAGGAGAUUUCUCCGGUCGCUACAUAUUAUACGGCGUGCGUGAACAUGCGAUGUUUGCUAUCAUGAAUGGAAUGGCUUGUUAUGGCGGGAUCGUUCCAUUGGGUGGAACAUAUCUUCAAUUCAUGACAUAUGGCUGGGGUUCUAUUCGCCUCGCAGCAUUGAUGGAAAAGCGAGCCAUCUACAUUAUGACGCACGACUCGAUCGGUCUGGGUGAAGAUGGUCCUACUCACCAGCCAAUUGAGAGCUUGGCCUUAACCCGCAGUACACCAAACCUGCUAACGUUCCGACCAUCUGAUGCCAACGAAGUCUGUGGUUCUUAUUGGGCUGCCAUGAACGAACUCCAUCGCCCUUCGGUGCUAUCGCUGUCCCGCCAUGCAUUGCCCAACCUCAAAGGCUCAUCGGCUGAAGGAACUCGUAAAGGAGCCUAUAUACUCGAAGAUCAAGAAAACGCUCAGGUCAUUCUACUUGGCACUGGUUCUGAAACGUCCAUUGCAGUGGAAGCGGCCAAGACUUUGGGCGACGAGGGUAUAGCCACACGCGUUGUUUCCAUGCCAUGCACCGAGCUGUACGAUGAACAGUCGGACGAGUAUAAAAAAUCAGUCUUUACGCCAGGUGUUCCAGUCAUUUCGAUUGAAGCCUUGGGAACUUGGGGCUGGGAACGGUAUGCUCACGUACGCGUCGGUAUGCGCAAUCGCUUUGGGGCUUCGGCACCGUAUAAACAGUUGUACGAAAAAUUCAAUAUCACCGCCGAUGCGCUCGUCAAGAAAGCAAAGCUCGCUAUAAACCAUUUCAACAAGAUUGGUUAUGUACCUGACCUUAACUUGGAUCUCUAAAUCAGAAACCAAAAAAUCAAUAAAUAAAUAGUUGCUGGGAAAAGGGAG
Zychaea mexicana is the source of this 2117-nucleotide messenger RNA. Its product is annotated as transketolase. Gene Ontology annotation, molecular function: transketolase activity. The record is from RefSeq and is a predicted model, not a curated record. The transcript is spliced from 10 exons. Lineage: Eukaryota; Fungi; Mucoromycota; Mucoromycetes; Mucorales; Lichtheimiaceae. Gene Ontology annotation, biological process: pentose-phosphate shunt. Bases 30 to 2069 code for a protein of 679 amino acids. Gene Ontology annotation, cellular component: cytosol.